AUGGAUUUAGAAAAGUCGAAAUCACGCCAACCAGAAGACCAAUGGUUUACAAGAAACACCUUUGUUCGCCUUACUUUACUCGCUCUACUCAUAUUCUUGAGUGUUGCUUUGACCUUAUCGCAUUUCUUCACACCACUGGAAAACACUCAAUCUAACCUUCCUUUGGGGGGCUUCCUUAGUAAACCACGGGGUCAGGAAAUAUGUCGCCAAUAUGAUUACAAGUACCCUCAAUCAUACAUCAAAGACAAUUCGACUGUGUUGAACAUUUUAUUCAAUGAGACGUUCCGCAAUCAUUCGGCCCAAAAGCUAUCGCAAGCAGUUCAAAUUCCAACUGACGUUUACGAUGAAGACCCUUCAGUGGAGAAGGACCCACAGUAUUGGAAUGAUAAGUUUACACCAUUCUAUGACUAUUUAAACAAGACGUUCCCCAUUAUUUUCACUCAUUUACAAGUUGAACUAGUUCACUCACAUGCAAUUGUCGUCACUUGGAAAGGAAAGGAAGCAGAGUCGGACUUGAAACCAAUUUUGCUUACUGCUCACCAAGAUGUGGUGCCUAUACAGAAAUCAACAUUGGACCAAUGGACUUAUCCCCCAUACGAUGGAGUUUAUGACGGGGACAAGCUAUGGGGCCGGGGUUCAUCUGAUUGCAAGAACUUGUUGAUUGGCUUGCUAGAGUCACUUGAAGAACUAUACAAAUCGGGGUUCAAACCGAAACGAACUAUUAUUCUUGGAUUCGGAUUUGAUGAAGAAGUGGGUGGAGAACGUGGAGCUCAACGUAUUGGCCAAUUUCUAACUCAACGAUAUGGCAAUGAUUCAUUUUAUGCUGUUAUUGAUGAAGGUGGUCAAAGUGUUGCCUAUGAAGAAGGAGUGAUUUUGGCAUUACCCGGUACAAGUGAAAAGGGAUCAACCGACGUGGUUGUGGGGAUAAACACUCCUGGUGGCCAUUCAUCAGUUCCCCCAUUGUCUCAACACACAUCAAUUGGAUUAAUGGCUAUCCUUAUUGAAAGUUUGGAAAAGGAUCACUUCCAGCCAAUUUUCUCACCUGGUAACCCAACAUUUCACGAAUAUCAAUGUAUCGCCAAAUACUCACCCACACUAUCACACAGGAUCAAGAAAAGUUUACUCAAUGCCGAUAAGUCACACAGGGCCAAUAAACAAGCUACUCAUUGGCUUUACAAUAAAUCGUUGCUCAGUCGUUACUUGAUCACUUCAACUCAAGCAGUUGAUAUAAUUAAUGGAGGAGUCAAGUCGAACGCGUUGCCCGAAUACGUCGAAGCCGUAAUCAACCAUCGUGUUGCCGUUGAAUCAACAGUCGAUGAAGUUUAUAACCAUGAUUUGUACCAUGCUAAGCGUUUAGCUAAAAAGUUCGAUUUAGGAUUGAUUUCUGAGGGUGAUAUCCUUCGUAAUGAGACCAAGAAUGGCAAGAUCACGAUCCACAAAGCUUCUCAGUUGGAACCGGCACCAAGUACGCCUACCGUAGGUAAAGUAUGGGAACUUUUUGCCGGCAAUAUAAGACACAUUUAUGAACAAUUAGUACCCAGUGGCAACAGCAAACUGUGUUAUUCAAAACCUGCUUCAGAUGAUGAUAAUGUUGAUGUUGUUGGUGGUGGGAAACAAGUCAUUGUUGCACCUGGGAUAGCUACCGGUAAUACAGAUACUAGAUAUUAUUGGAACUUGACCAAGAACAUUUUUAGAUAUAGACCUGGGUUGUUCACAACUGUGGAAUCGCAUGCACAUGGAGUUGAUGAGUUUAUUCGUUUUGAUUCACAUUUACAGAUAAUUGCAUUUUAUUAUGAAUAUCUACAAUUGAUUAAUGAGGAAGACAAUUUGUGA
This is a messenger RNA of Lodderomyces margitis, 1833 nucleotides long. Its product is annotated as M20 family metallopeptidase. The transcript has a single exon. Lineage: Eukaryota; Fungi; Ascomycota; Pichiomycetes; Serinales; Debaryomycetaceae. The record is from RefSeq and is a predicted model, not a curated record. Bases 1 to 1833 code for a protein of 610 amino acids. Gene Ontology annotation, cellular component: fungal-type vacuole lumen. Gene Ontology annotation, molecular function: metallocarboxypeptidase activity.